Messenger RNA from Talaromyces rugulosus, 1341 nucleotides. RefSeq lists its product as uncharacterized. The coding region runs from base 1 to 1341 and encodes 446 amino acids. The record is from RefSeq and is a predicted model, not a curated record. The transcript is spliced from 3 exons. Lineage: Eukaryota; Fungi; Ascomycota; Eurotiomycetes; Eurotiales; Trichocomaceae.
AUGACCAUCGACUGGGGCGGCCCAUAUCCUUAUCUGGAUCUAUGGAUCUCUAAUGCCAACGAAGGCCUUUGUCAUCCCGAAACAUACUGUGACGUGAUCCUGUGUAUCACACAAAGAGUCAAGGACCUCGAUUUCUCUGCAUUGGUACAUAAAGCUAUAAGAGGCAGCUUGGGUUACACCUCGGAAAGGGCUGUUCACUUCCUGCUGUCCGACCUCCAUCCUAGGCCAGCCAACGUCAAUGCUCUGAACGAUGAUGGACAUACACCUCUCUUAGCUGUCUUGCAGUCGCUUUGCAAAGGGCGGAAAUUGUCUUCCGAGUCUCCCCAUAGCACCCUUGAAUCGAUCAUUAGCAAGGCAUCUACUUUACUCAGAGCGGGCGCACAACUGGACUUCAUUUCAUCUUCGGGCAACACGUCCAUUCUCUCGCCUGUCAGUAAUCACCGAAGUAGAUGGCGGUCAGAUGAUGAAGACGUGCGAUUGAUGGAGUCUCUUCUGAACUUCAACAACUCUAUUGAUGCUGGUUCGGAGCCGAGCCACUGGAAGUUAGUCGACAUUACGCCGACGAUCGCACUAACACGCGCUGCAUUCAUGGGGCGGACGAAAACAGUGAAGUUUCAUCUAGACCAUGGAAUGCACAAUCGCUUAGGCGAGCUGGUGAGAUUUGAGUACAUCCAUGAUCGGAUCUUUUCUGGUUCACUCUUAGAUAUUGCCUUUUUCGGUGCUCAGCAAACUCGAAGGGAAUACAUCCAACUCGUUGACCCCGAAAGUCAUCCAGAACCUUACAAAGAGGAUUCAAACAACAGCAUAGAAGGUUGGGCCUACUUCCGGCUUUCCGAGACCUACACGUAUCAGGACAGCGACACAGCAAAGAACAUCGGUGAAGCUCGAUAUCGAGGGCACAGCGAGAUCGUACAACUCCUCCAAAGCCACGGCGUUAAACGUACCCGCCCGGAAGAGCCCGAGAACGAGCCGACAUAUUUCAAAGCCGUCACCAUGCCUAGGACCAGUUUUUUCAACUUGGACGCUGUAUCAGAUCUCACAACUGUUGAGGAGUGGGAUAAAACCGCUCUCGACGAGCUUGUCUUCGACUACACGAGGCUCAGGGCCUGGCCCCGACCUGCAGUUCUGGACCGCUGGCCAUCACUUCAAGGAAAGCUUCCGUUUGCAGAGAGUCAGGUCAGGAAGGAGUUCUUUCUCAAUGCUUGGCACCCUUCGCGCCCAAGUGGCUUUAGUAGUCAGGAUUCCUCAGAGACCAUAGACAGUAAUGACUCUGGUAAGGAUGAGCUGUAUGAGGACAGUGAUGAUACUUUGGAGUCUAUAGAUUCAGACAUAUCCUCCUAG